AUGCAAACCACUGAAACCUUUGCGGAGACCAGCCCUCGGAGAUAUCCAUAUUUCCAAAACAAACCCCGACAUUAUUCUCCUCCAGGUCCUUCUACCACAAACAGGGAGACAGCCAUGGCGGAAGAACAGUCGAAGGGCGCGAAGAAGCGAACGGUGGAUUCGUUAGGAUGGCUGACGGAAUCCUCCAUCAUGCCCCGCAAGCAACGCGCCAUCGAAGGCGUCGGAGCUUCUUCUAUCCUCGAGCUCAAGGCCCAGCUCUACAGGUCCCAGGAGGAGUCCAAGCGCAACCCCAAGGAGCACGUAAACGCCGCCGAUCACAACCACGUCCAUCAUCUGGAGGUCCAGCGCGCCAAGAAGAAGAUCGCCGCACACGAUUCCUUCUCCGCCAAGAACUCCGGCGUCGAUUCCCGUGCCGCUAAGGACAAGCUUGAGCUAAAAGCUGUUCGGGAUGGAUCAGCAAGCUAUGCAGCAUUGGAGAGAAAAGCAGAAUUAUAUGAUAAACUGGUGAGAGGAGAAUUGUCUGAUGAAGAAGAUCAGGAGAAGUACUGUGUUGACUUUUUCAGGAAGGGUCUAGAGCAGAACAAAUCUCACGUGCCUCAAGAAGCUGAUGCCUUUACACCACAAUCCCAAGACAUAGAUAAGGAAAAUGAUUUAUUGAUAAACAGUACAAAAGCUGCAGGUCUUGGGCGAGCAUCGGCUACGAUGGACAGAAGUCAACAUAAGCAUUUUGUAAUGGAGGUUCAUGAAGAAGCAAAUCAUGCUCGGGAAAAAGUGUCUGAGCUCAAAAUGCGCAGACAAGAGCAAGCUGCUGCUCGGAGAGAAAAAUUGAAGCAGGCUUACCUCCGAAAGCAACUUGAGAAGUUGAAGGCAACUAAAGCUGAGCAGACCUGA
Messenger RNA from Striga hermonthica, 891 nucleotides. The record is from the annotation of a GenBank genome assembly. Lineage: Eukaryota; Viridiplantae; Streptophyta; Magnoliopsida; Lamiales; Orobanchaceae.